This is a messenger RNA of Fundulus heteroclitus (mummichog), 3859 nucleotides long. RefSeq lists its product as uncharacterized. Lineage: Eukaryota; Metazoa; Chordata; Actinopteri; Cyprinodontiformes; Fundulidae. The record is from RefSeq and is a predicted model, not a curated record. Gene Ontology annotation, molecular function: protein binding. The transcript has 4 exons. Bases 65 to 1363 code for a protein of 432 amino acids.
GGAUCCUCGGAUCGCAGGAUUCGGUAAAACAAGUCCGGCUGCUUUCUCCGCUGGGCCGGUGGUGAUGAUGGUGUCGGCUCUCCAGCUUCCCACCGAGCUCUGGCUGCAGGUCUUCAGCUUCCUGUCCUGGAAGGACAAGCUGAGUAUGCGGGGGACGUGCUCCCACUUUAAGCGGCUGAUGGACGGAUCGCUGCCCCUGUGGCGGGGCUGUAGCGUGGUGCUGAGGGAUCUCUCCCGGUACAACCGCGCCUUCUGGCGGAGCCUCGCUCGGAGGCAGCUGAGCAGCGUGUCCCUGCGGGCAGGGAGGAAGAAGGACCUGAAGCUCCUGGCUGUGUGGCUGCCUCUGCUCCAGGAACUGCGGCUGGACAGCUGGAGAGGAAGCGAAGUGCAGGAGCUGAGGCGGUUCCGCCACCUGCACCGCCUGACCCUCACCGCCUGCUCCACGCCGCUGGCCAACCUGGACUUCCUCCUUCCUCUGAGCGAGCAGCUGACGGAGCUCAGCCUGUGCAACAUGAAGCUCACCUGUCCUGCCUCUCAGCUGCUGGCCCGCAUCUCCCAGCUGACUCGUCUCAGGUCUCUGCUGCUGCACCAUGAUGGCAAUCUGCUGAUCCCAACACUCAGAGGUGUCCUCCCUCAACUGGUCCACCUCCAGUCUCUCUCCUGCACCAUGAUCAACUACAAGAGGCUGACCCUGGACUUCUUCCGCCCUGCCACCGGCGCAGGUGGCGGUGCCUCUCUGCCUCUAACGGAACUGCAGCUGCUGAAUUAUGAUGCUGCUGUGACACAGGAGGUUCUGCAGCCUUUGGCCAAUCUCCGCAGCCUGUCAGUCUUCCACCUUUACUCUGUGCCCGGACCCAUCUGUCACCUGCAGACAUGGCUGACAUCACUGCCACAACUCUGCAGCCUGAGUGUGCACGGAGGCCAUCCGCUGGCAGUGUACGCUGAUUUCCUCCCAUCCUCCCUUCUCAGCCUAACUCUUUGUGUGGACCUUCAGCCUGAAGACCUGCAUGUGGUUUCAGUCAGAGCUCCUAACCUUCAACACCUGCAUUUGGAGCCGUGGAGCUCCUCCUCCAACCUAGUCAGAAUGCUCCCACAGCUGUUCCCUUGCUUAAAGACACUGGCAAUCAGGCAUCAUCACGUGUUGGAUGAAGACUUCCUGGGUGUCCAUCAGCUUCAGCAUCUAAAAACUCUGGAAGUUUUGGAUUCAUUUUACAGGCCAGACCCAAAUGACCCUAGCUUGGUUGUCUACAAGCCGAGUCCUCGUUUGCUGCAGCUGAUCUCUGACCUGCAAAAACUCACCAAUCACAAAAUCAGAGUUAUCACCAGUUCACACAGAGAUCUUCUCAGGUGUGGAUGUAUCUGACUACAGACUAGAGUCAACAGCUCUAAAAAUCUCUAUGUAUCUAUUUUCAUUGAAACAGAUCAGGGCCUGCUGCAGUCCCUCAUCUUAUUUUUGGGAUUCUGAUUUUGAUCUCUGUCCCUGUGAUGUGAACUGCUUUUUGGAUCGCUGCUGUUAUCCCAUGCCUCCGCCCCCUGUGGUUUUCUCCAGUAAUGUCCAUUCUCAGCUCUGGGUGGGUCUGAAGUUACUGUCACUGAGAUUGUCGUCUCUGUUUAACCAUUCAGGGGGGGACUUGCGGGUGUGUCACUGUCCUGCUGUUUAAACCCAGUGUGCUUGGGUUUAAGGCCAGGCAAAUGUGCCGGUGCUUCUCUUUUGGUCUGCAGUGGGAUUAGUCCUUAGAACUCUUCCAGGGACGCCAUUUUUCCCAAUCUUUUUCUAAUUGUUGAAAAUCCUCCAAAGGAACUGAAUUUGAACACCUAUGCAAAGCAGAAUGAGCCAAAGAAUGUCUCCCCUGGGAUGUUGGAGACUAUAACCAGUUAUCACGAACACUUGAUGGCAGUUGUUGAUGCCAUGGGAGUAACAGCUAUUUGUUAGGUUAAGGGUGGAAUUACUUUUUCCUGUAGGGUCAGGUUGGUUUGGAUCAUUUUGGAUAGCCAGGUUGUCCUUGAUGUUUAAAUUUGAUCUGAAAGAAAAGCAAAUGUCACAAAAAAGACAGAAGCUUUUUGAGGUGAACAGAGAAAGGCCUCCUGGGCGUUGCUUUACGCCUGUCCCUACUGCCCCACGGCUUUUUUGUAACAUUGAUACUUUAUAGAAAUCUGCGUAAAAUGGUAAAUGAUAAAAAUGCGUCAUUCUAUAUAAAAAAAAUAAAAGAAGAAAAAUAUAAAAAAUGUUUCUAUAACUGGACAUGCAAGAUUGUCUUAGAUACUGUUAAGGAGUAAUCCACCAGGACAAAAGUCUGGAUCACACAUCUACUAAUAAAAUAAGGCAGAGCCUCUCUGCUAUCUGCUUUGCUGUUCAUGUUUGACAAAACCUUUUCAUUUCUCCUUGCCACUGAAAAGGGGUGUGUUCACUCCAAACUCCUCUCGAGUCAUUGCAGUUUGACUUUGGUCUUCAGCAGAGCUGGAGGAACCCAGGCUGGCCCUGAAAAAAAAAACUGCUCCUGAAACACUUGGCAGUGAGUGGAGCGGUGUGCGGCCAUUAAGAGCCGGUGAAACCGGGCCUUUAUUGCACAGUUGUCUUGCUCUGACAGCUAGGAAGCCUUUCACCAUGUUGCCUUGAUCCUAGCCUCCUCUUCCAUCAGUAGUACAGGUGCUUCUUACAGUCUGCAUUAGACUCAACAUCCUAAGACUAACUGCUGCUGUCAUCUCAGUGUUUACUGCACUAGUGGAACUAGAGUAAUGCACUAUAGUUAGAUCUUACGUUAACAGCAGACUUACAAAGCGUGUAGGCCAUAAGUCUCCAACUUAAACUGUACAUGGAUGGAAUUUACACAGCACUUUUCUGUUCACACUAAAGCCACAUUGACAGAUGUAGAGGCACUCAGAGCUGUGAAUAACUUGUUGAGAAGUGCCUUUGCUCGGCUGGAAUCUAACCCACAGCUCUCCACCUGCAAGAUGCCACAUGAGUAGAUCAUCUUAUUUCUCAGGUCUCAUGCACUCCAGCUCUUGACAGCCUAGUAUGGAGCUUGGUGCUCACUGUCAGGUGGUAGGGAUAAUGACAACAGGGUCCUUUUGCAAAAAAUGAAACUCUGCUUCUUAAAUGUUGGGUUUUAUAGGACCCUCAUCCUCUCCAUGCAGCCUGUUCCGUUCCCUUUGGUUUUAAUAACUGCCCAAUGGUUGGCUGUUAUCUGCUCUAGCCAAUUCAAUUCAGUUUAUUUAUAUGGCACCAGUUCGCAAUACAUCUAACCUUAAAAACAUAAACUCUUUUCUUUUCAACCAUAAUGACAGGUUAAAAGGUUUUCUAUCUAAGGAAACCCAGCAGAUUGUAUCAUUGACUUGCAGCAUUCACACCUCCUGGAUGAGCCUGCAGCCACAGUAGACAACUGUCUGCAUUGCUGUUGAGUUUGCAGGAAUCCCUCAUGGCGAGCAUGCAUGUAGCGACAGUGGAGAGGAAAACUCCCCUUUAACAUGAAGAAACCUCCAGCAGAAUCAGAACCAGGCUCAGUUUAAAUGCUCAUCUGGAUUAACCGACUGGGAGUGUGAGAAGACAGAGCAGAGACACAAAAAAGCACAGAAGCAGUUGUCCUCAUCAUGCUGUUGAGAUUUAACUAAAGAAAUCUGAUAGUGCCUAAAGUUUCCCGAUAAACUGCUUUUUGCACUUUUCAAUUGUUUUGUUUAUUUUUUGAAUGGAAUGAUGUACUGUUUUUUAUGCUUGAGGUAUUUUUGUAUUACUGACAAGUUUCUAGUUUUGGCACCAAUGUCUGUUUUUUUUUUUUUUUUUUUUUAAGUUUGAUUUUUUAUUGUAACUUUUUGUGUGGCUAAAUAAAAUCCAUUUCUGGAAUAAUGGUACUUUAAAAACAUA